UGGUCCAGUUAACUUCAUUUCUCUCCCCUCUUCCAAUCGAUAGUCGCUCUCGACUGGGACUCAUGGACAACAUGAACAAGACCACCGACGAAAACGUAGACGAGCUCCGCCAGCGGCUCGACCACAUGAAAAAAAUGAUGGCCGAGCGCAGAUUGAUCCAGGAAGACGGCAGUUCUCGGAACAAAGGCAACGGAUUCAUCGAUGGAAGUCUACUGGGCUUCGUUUUUGGUACAGCUCUAUUCGUCAUAAUAGCCGUUAGUGUAUACGCUUUCUACAAUCUCUAUAACGCAGUGGCAAAGAAGUUUUGGACGAUACACGAUGAACUUUAAUUUAAUUUACGAUUUUUCUAUGGGUUUACGCUGUUUUAUAUUUAUAUAAAUAGAUUUUUAC
Molecule: messenger RNA, 390 nt
Organism: Brassicogethes aeneus
Lineage: Eukaryota; Metazoa; Arthropoda; Insecta; Coleoptera; Nitidulidae
Source: the annotation of a GenBank genome assembly